AUGGCUCCCCUUCCAUCUAGAUCAGAUUCGCCCCAAUAUCGAGAUAUACAUAUGGACACGGCAAAGGGAAUCACAUUGGGACUUCGGGACAUCCACAUGAGUACCGCAAAGCCUAACGGCGGCGCUUGGUCUGAUGAUAUUUCAAUGGACACUGCACGAAAUGCGACAACCGUGAAAGCAGGUGGAUUUCAGCUCUGGGAGAGGGAAUUGCUCCAGAGCGCCGAGGUCAAGCGCAAGGCCACCGUGGCCCAACUAUUUUUUCUCGACUACUACUUUAUGAACCUUGGAUAUAUCGCAUCCAGGAAAGAAAGGAGGGCACGCUUUGAUGCAGAUACUACCAAAAGGCAGCUAACAGCCGCCGAGUACGCAAAGGAGUUCAAGUCGUAUUGUGGGCGAGAGAGAGUAAUUCUGAGAAAACGCAGAGCAAAGCUGAGGGUUGACCAAUUUCAUAUCAUCGCACAAGUCGGGCAGGGUGGUUAUGGUGAGGUGUUCUUGGCACGGAAACAGGACACAGGAGAGAUAUGCGCUCUCAAGAAGAUGAAGAAACGUAUAUUGUUCAAGAUGGAUGAGGUGCGGCACGUCUUAGUGGAGCGCGACAUCCUUACCGCAACCAAAACACCCUGGCUCGUCAGACUUCUUUAUGCAUUCCAGGACGCACAACACGUGUAUUUAGCAAUGGAGUAUGUUCCCGGAGGCGAUUUUCGUACUCUUCUCAACAAUUCUGGCGUUCUCAAGGAAGAGCAUGCAAGGUUUUAUAUUUCAGAAAUGUUCGUCGCUGUCAACGAGCUUCACAAGCUUGGUUACAUUCAUCGUGACUUGAAGCCGGAGAACUUCCUUGUGGACGGCACCGGACACGUCAAGCUGACUGACUUCGGCCUUGCCACAGGUGCCCUCAAUCCCAAGCGCAUUGAAUCGAUGAAGUUGAAGCUCGAUAAAGCGAAAGACGUCCAAGUCGUCUACCGCUCUACCCUAGAACGCCGCUCCAUGUACAAAUCCAUUCGCGCUGAAGACCCACGGUAUGCAGACUCCAUAGUUGGCUCACCCGAUUACAUGGCGCCGGAGGUCCUCAGAGGCAAACCAUACACUUAUUCAGUCGACUAUUGGUCGCUAGGUUGCAUAUUCUUCGAAUUUCUCGCUGGUUUUCCGCCCUUCAGUGGCGGUACGCCAGAGGAGACCUGGACAAACCUGAAGAAUUGGACGAAGGUACUGAGAAGGCCAGAGUAUGAUAAGCCUGAAGACUUGAUCUUCAACUUGACGGAUAUUGCAUGGGAUGCCGUGACCAGACUCAUCUCGCACUCGAGCGUUCGAUACUCUACUCUUACACAGGUCACAAGCCACCCUUUCUUUGACGGGAUGCAGUGGGAAGACCUCCGUUCAACACGCGCACCGUUUGUGCCUGCUCUUGACUCAGAGAUUGACACUGGGUACUAUGAUGAUUUCACUUCUGCGGAAGACAUGGCGAAGUACGCCGAAGUGAAAGACAAGCAGCGAAACGUAGAGAAGGUAAAGGAAAAGGAAGAGCCAGAAGCCCGAGGUGUCUGGGUCGGCUUCACCUUUGGUAAAAAUGGUCCGGGAGGAAAGCUGUUUGGUUCGUUGGAUUCGAGUCAAGAUGAUGGUGAAGCAUUGGCUACUAUAUUUUGA
This is a messenger RNA of Suillus plorans, 1641 nucleotides long. RefSeq names its product AGC/NDR protein kinase. Bases 1 to 1641 code for a protein of 546 amino acids. The record is from RefSeq and is a predicted model, not a curated record. Gene Ontology annotation, cellular component: spindle pole body. The transcript has 6 exons. Gene Ontology annotation, biological process: peptidyl-serine phosphorylation; intracellular signal transduction. Lineage: Eukaryota; Fungi; Basidiomycota; Agaricomycetes; Boletales; Suillaceae. Gene Ontology annotation, molecular function: ATP binding; protein serine/threonine kinase activity.